GUGGGAGUUAUCUUUCACGCUGCCUCUUCAGCCAUUGCUCAGCAUUUUAUCUUGUCUAGAGGAUCGUCACCUGUGCUUCAGAGUGCUUCAGACGUUUGGCCUGCAGGACUGCACAGACAUGGCUGAUGGUCGUUUUUUAAAACCUUCCGUGUUUGUAGUGGACGGUGGAACCGGUUUCCCGCCGCCGCUGCCCCCCAAACCGGGACAGAGACGAAUCCAGAAACGGAAGAAGCUUCUGAUCCAGAACCUGCUGGUGGUGCUGGUGUGUCUGGCUUUGGCUGGUUUAUUAGUGGAGGGUUUCUUCAUCUACAGACUCCACCACACUAACCAAACCCAGGUGUCUAUUCCUGCUCAGCCGAAGACCGAAGCACUACAAGGAGAACGAAUUAAGGAGCAACCUUCCAAGGAGUCGAGGCCACCUACGAUCCCCAAUCCGUCAAAGCCUCUUGCACAUCUGACAGUCGCUAAGAAACCUGAAAAGGAAGGAAUCGUGGAAUGGAAUGGUAAUGAAAAUGGAGAGUCCUUUGUUUACCAGUUCAAGUACAAAGAUGGGAAGCUGAUCGUUCGGAAAGAGGGCUACUACUACGUGUACUCCAAGCUUAGCUACAGUGCAGACAGCACUUCCUUCAGCUAUACGGUGGAAAGGGACACAACGCGCUAUCUGGGUAAAUCCAUCACGCUCCUCAGACACAACAGAUACAACGCGAAACCGGUCCACAAAAGCAACGUGAGGGACAGCUACCUGGGCGGGGUCUUUCAUCUGCUGAAGGACGAUGGGCUUUUCGUUCACGUCAGUAACGGCUCUCUGAUUCGUCUAUAUAUGUCCGCUGAUAACUUUUUCGGCAUGUUUAUGCUGUAGAUAGAAUAUCGGCACAUGUUUAUAACCAUAGGCGCCGGCUUCCUGGGUGCUGGACUUUAGAAUUCUUAUCUAGAUAUCUUAUAUUUAGACAUUUAAGUUAGAAAUGUACUCCAGUUGGAGAGUAAUGGUAAUAAUGGUGAUAUUAGCUGUCUUCUAUGUGGUCUGUUCACACUAUCAGUGAUGUGAUUAGUUAUUUUCAGUGACAGAUGGCUGUGUAAAGGUUGUACAUUUCCAUACGAUGUGGUGUGGUACAACUAACCCUGUGGUAUCUCUUUAGAAAGUGUGUCUGGUGGACCCUCAGGGGCAAUGACGUAUAACCAGAGGGUCUGUGAAUGUUUUUUAAAUGUACUGUUUGACUGAUCACUUAAAUUGAAUUGGAUUAAUCUGUAACCUAAGAGCAAGUGAGACUAUAAAUAAUGAACUCAGGCCUAAUGUGGUCUAGCUCGGGAAUAAAAAUCACUCUGGCUCUAACAAAUUUGACUCGGAUUAGAUUUGGAAAAAAAUACACCAUCGGCUCAGGAUUCCUGGUUCCUAAAUGUUUGAGGAGAAGCCCUGUCCUGUGGUAAGAGGUAAAUUCUGGCAGGGUAGAACAUCGCUCUGGUAUGUGGCUUGGGAUGCAGCCAGUAACAGAAGGAGGAAGCAACUGUCAAAGACAUUAACCAUGUUCUUAGGUGCCAGAUUUUUUCUUUAUUUUAAGACUCGCUGUACUGCUAGAGCUGUUGAUUAGCCAAACACAACAGCUUGAUGAGUUGAUGAGUUUUGUCAUUAGGAACACAUUUAUUCUGUCAAAUUAGCAGGGCAAUCCUUGAUUCAGGAAAUUUUACACAACGUUAGUCAACGGUGCAACAACUCCGACUACACGUUUCCGAUACCACUCACAAAAUUCUAGACUUUUUAGCUUACUAUGAGUCGCUAAACGUGAGAGAAUACCAACCUAUAGGCCACUCAGAUUGUUCUUUAGCAGUACAAAGAAGCCAUACACACCUCUCCAGAAGGUCUUGCAGCUCAUAAAUGUUAAUUGAAGGUACAGUAUGGCCUACACAACUGUGAAAACUCACCACUCUGUGAACACCGGCUAAAUCCAGACUGUUUGGCUCGGAAAAUAUUGUAUUGUAUAGCUCCGAGAGACGUGGGUAUUUAACCUCCUCACACAGAGGGACGGUUUUUAAAAAUAGCUCCUCAAACAGAGCUAGGUCUAGGUUAGGAAACUGUUUCCAAUAGUUGUUGGAACUCUUAAGACAAACUUAUGUCGAAUGUGUAAGACUGGCUGGAAUAUGGCUGUCAUGUACAGUAUGAUGUCACACUCGUAGGCAGUUAGGACCACCCACAGUGAAGUCAUACACACACCACCACCUAUGUUUAUAACCUGACCAACGUUGGUAAAGGGGUUUUUUUUGUAAUCAGAGGUGCAAUAAAUGAAAAAUAUAAUGCUUAGAUAGAUAUUGGAGAUCCUGAAUAAUCACACGAUCACACCACUGGUAAUAUUUCUAUCCGAAAACUGACAGAUGUACAUUGUUGUUGCUUUGCUCCGUUUUUUUUUUUUUUAAAAAAGAGCAGAUUAUUAAUAAUGUUAUUAAUACUUUGCCAAUGUUUACCUGAAACAUCGUGGUUUAAUAGUGAAGAGUUUGCAGCAUUCUGUACGACAACGUCGGGCUUUUUCGUUCCUCAUCAUUUAAACUUCUCACCAAAAAAUAUUUUCACAUUGUUUGAAUGUAAAAUUUGCAAAAAUCUGUUUAAACCUUCGGCUACUGGACACGAUUAAAGGUUCUUUUGCACAAUAACAUUUUUGUUUUGAAUAUAUAUCUCUCUCUUUAUCUAUCUAUAUAAAUAAUUUAUUAUUUUUGGCUUAUGUAGUGACAAGCUUUUACACUGAAUGUCUACGAUGAUCAUUUUCUUUGUGAUCAUUUCUUG
This is a messenger RNA of Hemibagrus wyckioides, 2770 nucleotides long. RefSeq names its product TNF superfamily member 14 (gene tnfsf14a). Gene Ontology annotation, biological process: immune response. NCBI's taxonomy places the organism in Eukaryota, Metazoa, Chordata, Actinopteri, Siluriformes, Bagridae. Gene Ontology annotation, molecular function: tumor necrosis factor receptor binding. The transcript has 4 exons. Gene Ontology annotation, cellular component: membrane. Bases 119 to 859 code for a protein of 246 amino acids. The record is from RefSeq and is a predicted model, not a curated record.